CCAAUAGAGUGCAUUGUGAUGACCACUUAAACGGAAUGUUGUCACUUCUUUCGCCCUGUCUUGAGACCUCAAAGCCCGUAUCUCUAAAGACCAAAGAGUGAACCUGUUUACAAGCAUCCUUUAGCGAUUAUGGCGACUAAUCAACCAUCAACAGCGCCCGCCCAGAAUGGCGACAGCCACAGCUCAAUAUCCAAGGACUAUGAUCUGUCUCAACCCAUCACGUCGACAUCCGGGCUUCGCUCAGGACUGACUUCGUACGGCGACGCACAUUUCUCCCUGUUUCUCAGAAAAGUCUUCAUCAAAGCCCUAGGGUAUUCAGACUCGGCACUCUCCUCGCCCAUCAUCGGGGUCAUCAACACCUACUCCUCAUUCAAUCCUUGUCACUCCAAUGUGCCCCAGCUCAUCGAGUCCGUCAAGCGUGGUGUCCUGGCCUCGGGAGGGCUGCCCGUCGAUUUCCCGACCAUCAGCAUCCACGAGAGCUUUGCCAGCCCGACCAGCAUGUAUCUGAGGAAUUUGAUGAGUAUGGACACGGAGGAGAUGAUCAAGGCUCAGCCGGUGGACGCUGUGGUCAUGAUAGGAGGGUGUGACAAGACAGUCCCAGCGCAGCUGAUGGGCGCCAUCUCCGCGAACAAGCCCGUCAUUCCUCUCAUCACGGGCCCAAUGAUGCCGGGUUCAGUAGAAGGGGUUCGGGUGGGAGCCUGCACAGACUGCCGAAGCUAUUGGGCGCGGUACCGGGCGGGGGGCGUGGACUUGGAAGACAUCAUGUCCGUCAACGAGGAAUUGGCGCCCACAGGAGGCACAUGCGGAGUCAUGGGCACGGCAUCGACCAUGGCUUGUGUAACUGCAGGCCUGGGACUGCUUGAGCUCAAAUCUGGUGCCACCGCCGCGGCCGUGAGCUCGGCCAGGCUGAGAGUCGCCGAGCAAGCUGGGCGCAAUGCAGUGGCCAUGCUUACAAAGGAUGGGAUGAGGCCACAAGAUCUCCUGACCCGGGAGAGCUUUCUCAAUGCCAUCACCGUUCUCCAGGCCAUUGGUGGAAGCACGAAUGCGGUGGUGCAUCUGCUGGCUAUUAUCAAUCGGCACCCCAAAGUGGCGGGCACCAUUGACCUCAACACCUUUGACGAGAUUGGAAGAAAGACGCCAUUGCUAGUUGACCUGAAGCCCAGCGGCGACAAUUACAUGACUGACUUCCACAACGCAGGUGGCAUGUUGGCCUUGAUGCAUACCUUGAGGCCAUUGUUACAUCUCGGUGCAAAGACUUACUCUGGUCAAACCCUCGGUGAGCUCCUCGACACUACUCCCUUCAAGUCAUUCCAAUACUCCCGGCAGAUUGUUCGAUCUCUCCAAGAUCCACUCUACCCUAGCUCGAGUUUGGUGGUUCUGCACGGCAACAUCUGUCCACAAGGCGCGGUUAUGAAAGCCUCGGCCUCGAAGGACCGGAAGCUCCUGCACCACCGUGGCUCGGCCUGUGUCUUUGAAAACACCGCAGACAUGGCCAAUCGCAUCGACUCCCCAGACCUAGAAGUUGAUGCGAAUUCCGUGUUGAUACUCAAGAGUAUUGGCCCGGUGGGCAAUCCAGGGAUGCCCGAGGCCGGACUGAUCCCAAUCCCUCAAAAGCUAGGAAAACAAGGGGUGACCGACAUGUUGCGGAUCAGUGAUGGACGAAUGAGCGGAACUGCUGGGGGGACGAUCAUCCUGCACAUCUCACCAGAGUCUGCGGACCUUGACUCGGUCUUUGGCGUUGUGCAGACGGGGGAUAAGAUCAUCUGCGACGUCGAGAAGAGGACGCUACUCCUCGAAGUAGAAGAGCAGGAGAUCGCUAGACGUAUUGCCGAUCGUAAAACGCGAUCCCAGGUCGCCUCCGCUUCUGGGAAGGCUGAUGGACAGAUGUCGCACAACCCUGAGCCAUGGGUGGAGAGAGCUGGCCGGAGGGGCUAUCGAGGCCUCUACGAGCGUGAGGUCAAUCAGGCACACCUUGGGUGCGACUUUGGCUUCCUUACAGCCAAAGGACCUUCGGGCACUUGAGAAUGUCCCCCGACUGCCACUAUAUUGGGUUUCUGGUAUCACUAGCCAAUGCCCUUGCUCCUACUGCAGUGGCAGCAGGUGACCUUCUGCGAUGACGACCUUGGGAUGACAGCUCGAGGGCAGCCUGAGGCAGAGAGCUGACAUCCGAGGCUUUCCGACUCGUGGUGAAGCGUGCUAUUCGUCGUGCUCAGUGACCUGUCGAGCCCCUUGUUGGACAGUUCUACGUAAACCAUUUGGAGUCAAACCACAACCACCAGGCCUUUUACCUCAAAAGGCAAUUGCUGGCUCGAAUCAAAAUACG
This is a messenger RNA of Cladophialophora immunda, 2323 nucleotides long. Its product is annotated as dihydroxy-acid dehydratase. Lineage: Eukaryota; Fungi; Ascomycota; Eurotiomycetes; Chaetothyriales; Herpotrichiellaceae. The transcript has a single exon. The record is from RefSeq and is a predicted model, not a curated record. Gene Ontology annotation, molecular function: hydro-lyase activity. Bases 130 to 2022 code for a protein of 630 amino acids.